GGAACACAGCCGAUCCUAUAAAGAGGAAGCUGAAGAUCAGGGCUCGCGCAGGAUGGUGUUUUCCUUUCACUAAACACUGAGUCGCGAUGCUCAGACACUGACCACAAUGGAGGACUCGUCCAAAGAAGAAUACAAGAUCCAUUCUUUCGACCCGGAGACACAGAAGCUCCUGAAGACGGCUCUUAAAGAUCCAGGUUUGGUGGAUUUGGAGGCGGUGUGUAAAGUCAUCGUGGACCAGUCGCUGAAGGACCAGUUGUUCAGUAAAGAGGCCGGACGCAUGUGUUUUAGUAUUGUCCAGGCGGAGGCGAAACAGAGCAGCAAAAGCGUGUUCCGGCGUCACCUUUUGAACCGGCUGCAGCAGGAGUUUAAGGGCCGAGAGGAGACAAGGAAGAGGUCGACUCAGGAGUGGGUGUGUUACGUCUCCUUCAUCUGCAACAUCUUCGACUACCUCAAGGUGAAUAACAUGCCGAUGAUGGCGCUGGUCCACCCGGUGUACGAUUGUCUGAUGAGACUCGCCCAACCAGACGCACUCCAAAACGAAGACGAGGUGGACUGUUUGGUGCUACAGCUGCAUCGUAUCGGUGAUCAGCUGGAGAAGGUGAACAGCGAGCGCAUGGAUGAGCUUUUCUUCCUGCUGCGUGACGGCUUCCUGCUGCAGAACGGCCUCAGCUCGCUCGCCCGCCUCCUCCUGCUCGAAAUCCUCGAGUUCCGCGCUGGAAACUGGAGGCUCGGCGAGGCGGCUCAGAAGUACUACUACAGCGAGGUGCACGAGUGACCCACAAACACGCACACGCGCGGACCGGUGUCUCGCCAAAUCAGCAGCGAUCAGGAGGAGAAUGUAUGCAGUUUAAUCACUCUGAGACGUCUAGACGUGUGUGUGUUAGGACUGGACGUGUUUUCUCUUUAUGGGUAAAAAUACAGGAAAUUCAACAAGUGCCUCCUGUAAGUCCGUUCCCGGACUUUAUUCCAACUCGGGUAGAUCUGUGUGUGUGUACGAGCGAGUAUACGUGUGUGUGUGUCAGGGGGCAAGUGUGUGUAUCAGAGGGUGUGUGAGAGUAAAUGAGAGCAAGUGUGAGAGCGAGCGAGAGUCCUUCUGAUACACACACUCGCACAUGCACGCUGUGUGUGAGAGUAAAUGAGAAUGAAUGUGAGUGUGAGUGCGUCAGAGGGCAAGUAAGAGUAAAAGUGAACGAGUGUGUUUGAGAGCGUGCGAGUGCGAGAGUGAACAUGUGUAGUAAAAUGAUUUUAGGAUUGAUGAACGACCCGAGUGGGAACUAGGACGGAAAAUCUGAUUUUCCUCUUGAGAGAUGAAAAAUGUCUAUCUGCAUGACAUCAUGAUCAUGUGACUUGGAGCGUACAGGACAUGCAGUAUGUCUCUGUAAUGUCACACUCACUCUCUUGACUUGCUGACUCGACCAGGAUUUGAGUAGAAACCUUAGGACUCGACUUGGACCUGAUGAGACUAGUGACCUCGGGAAUUAGACUCGAUCUGAGCAGCAGUGACCUUUGACCUUGACUUGAUUCGAUAUCUGACUUGGACUUGAGAGUAAAAGACUCAACUACAGCUCCGGGGGGUGUUUAAAUAUUCGAGCGCUCGUUAUUGAGCAGCAGUAAGACGGAACCAGAGAGCCUGGGUGCUAAACAUAACGACUCUAUUACUUUCCUUUAUUUAACGAGCAGAUAAAAAAUAAAUCAAGACUAGAUUGAUCUUACUUUUUGUAAAAAAUGUAUUUUUGAUAAACUCUGUCCUUUUAUAGACCAGUAAGUUCACUCUCUUCUGAGUUUCCGAUAAACUUGCAGUAUCGUGAUCUAAUGAGUGUAAAUUCAAUGCUGGUUAAAAUGCUGACCGACAAGAAGAGGCGGAGUCGCUGUAUAAAUACCAUGAAUAGUGAGAUCGUGGAUUCUAACCGAUGCUGUGGUGUGAAACUUAAAGAUGUUUUUUUAUUUAAAACUGGACCUUUUGCCAUUAAACUUUAAUAAAGAUCUACACAAGCCAGGA
This is a messenger RNA of Clarias gariepinus (North African catfish), 1999 nucleotides long. RefSeq names its product MIF4G domain containing b (gene mif4gdb). Gene Ontology annotation, molecular function: protein binding; RNA binding; translation activator activity. Lineage: Eukaryota; Metazoa; Chordata; Actinopteri; Siluriformes; Clariidae. The record is from RefSeq and is a predicted model, not a curated record. The coding region runs from base 107 to 775 and encodes 222 amino acids. Gene Ontology annotation, cellular component: cytosol. The transcript is spliced from 6 exons. Gene Ontology annotation, biological process: regulation of translational initiation.